UUCAAAACAUUUUUCAUUUUUUUUUCUUGAUCAAAAAACUUUAAUCAGAAUGAGUGCUAAGUUUAUAGUAUGAUUUUUUAGUGUGAUUGAAUAUCAAUAUCACGAAAUCGGGCACGCGAUGACAUCAUAAACAUCAUCCACCCUACUUUACAUUAUUCAAUUCAAUCAUAAUUGCAGAUUUCUUGCACUCUGACUGUGCCAUCUGUCAUGACUUAUGAGUUAUGAACUAGAAAAUUCAACUCCUGAAAUGAGGAAUACGCUGAAAUUGGAAUUUGACAACAUUGAGAAGAAAAAUUCAUGGUCGGAGUUAUUUACGGGUCUAUUUUCGCAGGAAAUGAAUGAAUUUUCCACCAAAGAUGUUCAACGUCCAUGUUCUCAUUCUUUAGAUUGGAAUUAUGUAGAUGUGCCUGAAGCUGCACGAAGAUACAUUGUUGCUAAAGGUCCGCAAUUUUGUGCAUUGUCAAAGAUUUGGAUCAAAGUUUGGGAAGAAAAUUGUAAAGCCAUUGUCAUGCUCGGCAAUUUUUUUGAAUCAAAGUUGAGUUCUACUACAUACUGGAUAACACCUACACGUUUUUUGAAUGCUGCAUAUCCAGAUGAAGGAAUAACCGAAGUCGAGCUAAUCGAUUGCCCAUUAACGGUGGAGCAAAUCUCGGAAGAUGAAAAUCCAGAUUAUGUUGUUCGCAAAUUCAACUUGAAAAACACAAAGCUGCAGCAGAACAGGAUAAUUGUUCAUUUCCAGUACAUUUCCUGGCCAGAAUUUGGUAUUCCCCCAACAACUUCAGUAUUUUUUAAAUUUUUGGAUGCUGUUCUCCAAAGUGGCGCUUUCGACUCCGCAUAUGGUCCCCCACUGAUACACUGCUCAAAUGGAGGCGGAAGAUGUGGUACAUUUUGUUUGAUUGAUGCUACCCUCCAGGUAUUGAUGACCAGAAAAGAAGUUGAAGAAAUCAGUAUCUUAAAGAUUUUAACGAAAAUGAGGAACACUCGCAUGGGAUUGGUAGAAAAUGUUGAACAAUUAAAAUUUGUAUAUGCUGCCAUAAUGGAAAAGAUGGACAAAAUCCAUUGAUUUUCUCAAUGCCUUCAGUUUUAAGAUGUCUUUUAUGUUUACUUUCAGAUCCGAUUGAGGACAAAUGAACUGUGUAUUUGUGUAACAUCUACUGCCAUUUUAAAUUACUAUUUUUUUAAAAACUUUUGUCACAAAUUUCACAGCUGAAUAAAGUUGAAAUCAUGGUGAAAUAA
Molecule: messenger RNA, 1236 nt
Organism: Planococcus citri (citrus mealybug)
Lineage: Eukaryota; Metazoa; Arthropoda; Insecta; Hemiptera; Pseudococcidae
Product: tyrosine-protein phosphatase non-receptor type 1-like
Exons: 5
Coding region: 215-1063 (282 amino acids)
Biological process (GO): negative regulation of ERK1 and ERK2 cascade; peptidyl-tyrosine dephosphorylation; negative regulation of receptor signaling pathway via JAK-STAT
Cellular component (GO): cytoplasm; nucleus
Molecular function (GO): non-membrane spanning protein tyrosine phosphatase activity; protein kinase binding
Source: RefSeq, a predicted model, not a curated record